AUAACCUUUGUUGUCUCUAGAUCAUACCUCUGGGUCAAGUCCUGAUGACUGGGAAGUCAGAGGCUGAGUACACAGCUGUGCUACAACACAUACACCAGCUUGUGCCUCUAUUCAACCCCACUGUCGUUAUGACUGAUUUUGAGGUCGGUCUACAGAAUGCCUGGAAAACAGUCUUCCCAAAUGCACAGGUUGUUGGCUGCUACUGGCAUUUUUGCAGGGCUGUUCUAAAAAAGGCCAGAGAGUUGGGUCUGGUUCCCUUUAUGAACCAACAUAGAAGGCUGAAGAGCCUCAUACGAUCUGCAUGCGCCUUAGCUUUGCUGCCUAAAAAUGUUAUGGCUCGAGGGCUCAACACCCUCAUUCAGGAGGCCACUAGACGAGGCUACAUUCAGCUCCUCAAUGGCUUCUUCCUUUAUAUGAUAAACACUUGGAUGACAGAUCCUCUGUUCUCCACAAUGUCCGUUUAUGACCAGCCACAUAGGACCAACAAUGUUUCCGAGUCCUGCAACAGAAUGCUGAGGUCAAAAACAGGAGCACACAGGCCAGGUCUUUGGCAUUUCAUAACUGCACUCCGUCGUCUGGAACAAACUUCGGCCCGGACUCUUCUUGCUGCUCGGCGGUUUGGAUUCCAAGUAGCCCGUGCCCGAAAAGUCUCAGCUGUAAACAAUGACAUUAGAAUAAGAAAUUACACUGCACUAUUGCUCGCUGGAGAAAUUAGCAUCAACCGUUUCUUGCAUUUAGCUUCUACUAGAGUCAUGAAUGUCUUCGAUCAAUUUAUUGUUUAGUUCUUUCAAUUUGCUGGCAACGUACUGCUAUUUAGUUCUGUAAUUAUAA
This is a messenger RNA of Frankliniella occidentalis (western flower thrips), 831 nucleotides long. RefSeq lists its product as uncharacterized. The transcript has 3 exons. NCBI's taxonomy places the organism in Eukaryota, Metazoa, Arthropoda, Insecta, Thysanoptera, Thripidae. The coding region runs from base 45 to 782 and encodes 245 amino acids. The record is from RefSeq and is a predicted model, not a curated record.